AUGCCGGACCCCGCGGCGCACCUGCCCUUCUUCUACGGCAGCAUCUCGCGCGCCGAGGCCGAGGAGCACCUGAAGCUGGCGGGCAUGGCCGACGGGCUCUUUCUGCUGCGGCAGUGCCUGCGCUCGCUGGGCGGCUACGUGCUCUCGCUCGUGCACGAAGUGCGCUUCCACCACUUCCCCAUCGAGCGCCAGCUCAACGGCACAUACGCCAUCGCGGGCGGAAAGGCGCACUGCGGCCCGGCUGAGCUCUGCGAGUUCUACUCGCGCGACCCCGACGGGCUGCCCUGCAACCUGCGCAAGCCAUGCAACCGGCCGUCGGGGCUCGAGCCGCAGCCCGGGGUCUUCGACAACCUUCGCGAUGCCAUGGUGCGCGACUACGUGCGCCAGACUUGGAAGCUGGAGGGCGAGGCCUUGGAGCAAGCCAUCAUCAGCCAGGCACCCCAGGUGGAGAAGCUCAUUGCCACGACAGCUCACGAACGGAUGCCCUGGUACCACAGCAGCCUGACGCGCGAGGAGGCCGAGCGCAAACUCUACUCGGGUUCCCAGACCGACGGCAAGUUCCUGCUGAGACCCCGGAAGGAGCUGGGCACGUACGCACUGUCUCUGAUCUAUGGGAAAACUGUGUACCACUACCUCAUCAGCCAGGACAAGGCGGGCAAAUACUGCAUUCCCGAGGGGACCAAGUUUGACACACUCUGGCAGCUGGUGGAGUACCUGAAGCUGAAGGCUGAUGGACUCAUCUACUGCCUGAAGGAGGCCUGUCCCAACAGCAGCGCCAGCCCAGGUGAGUGGGGCGGCAGUGGGGGUGGGGGGGGAGGCGGGAGACCACGGCUCCACCUCCUCACUGUCCCUUCUGCUCCCCCAGGGGCCGCUGCUCCUACCCUCCCCGCCCACCCGUCCACUUUCACCCAGAGACGGAUCGACACUCUCAACUCAGAUGGAUAUACCCCUGAACCAGAGAAGCCGCGAACGAUGCCCAUGGACACCAGUGUCUACGAGAGCCCCUACAGCGACCCCGAGGAGCUCAAAAACAAGAAGCUCUUCCUGAAGCGUGAGAACCUCCUCAUGGCUGACAUCGAACUCGGCUGCGGCAACUUUGGUUCAGUUCGCCAGGGCGUCUACCGCAUGCGCAAGAAGCAGAUCGACGUGGCCAUCAAAGUGCUGAAACAGAGUACGGAGAAGGCGGACAAGGACGAGAUGAUGCGGGAGGCACAGAUCAUGCACCAGCUGGACAACCCCUACAUCGUGCGGCUCAUUGGAGUCUGCCAGGCCGAGGCCCUCAUGCUGGUCAUGGAGAUGGCUGGCGGUGGGCCCCUGCACAAGUUCCUGGCCGGGAGGAAGGAGGAGAUCCCCGUCAGCAACGUGGCAGAGCUGCUGCACCAGGUGUCUAUGGGGAUGAAGUACCUGGAAGAGAAAAACUUUGUGCAUCGUGACCUGGCGGCCCGCAACGUCCUCCUGGUCAACCGGCACUACGCCAAGAUCAGCGACUUCGGGCUCUCCAAGGCCCUGGGUGCCGACGACAGCUACUACACCGCCCGCUCAGCCGGGAAGUGGCCGCUCAAGUGGUAUGCGCCUGAGUGCAUCAACUUCCGCAAGUUCUCCAGCCGCAGUGACGUCUGGAGCUAUGGAGUCACCAUGUGGGAGGCCUUCUCCUACGGGCAGAAGCCCUACAAGGCAGGCAAGAUGAAGGGCCCGGAGGUCAUGGCUUUCAUCGAGCAGGGCAAGCGGAUGGAGUGCCCACCAGAGUGUCCCCCUGAGAUGUACAAGCUCAUGAGCGAUUGCUGGACCUACAAGUGGGAGGACCGCCCGGACUUCGCCGCAGUUGAACAGCGCAUGCGCACCUACUACUACAGCUUGGCGAGCAAGGCGGAGGAGCCCGGCGCUUGUGCAAAUGGGGUUGAGGCUGCGUGUCCCUGA
Messenger RNA from Rangifer tarandus platyrhynchus (Svalbard reindeer), 1917 nucleotides. The record is from the annotation of a GenBank genome assembly. NCBI's taxonomy places the organism in Eukaryota, Metazoa, Chordata, Mammalia, Artiodactyla, Cervidae.